Messenger RNA from Eleginops maclovinus (Patagonian blennie), 672 nucleotides. It is a transcript of the gene gnrh2, whose product is annotated as gonadotropin-releasing hormone 2. The record is from RefSeq and is a predicted model, not a curated record. Gene Ontology annotation, biological process: multicellular organism development. Gene Ontology annotation, cellular component: extracellular region. The transcript is spliced from 4 exons. Gene Ontology annotation, molecular function: gonadotropin hormone-releasing hormone activity; gonadotropin-releasing hormone receptor binding. Lineage: Eukaryota; Metazoa; Chordata; Actinopteri; Perciformes; Eleginopidae. The coding region runs from base 126 to 383 and encodes 85 amino acids.
CACUUGUUAAACUGUGUCGUACACUUGUUAAGCAGCUGAACAACUGAAGGAAAGCUGAGGGCGCUUCUGUCAGGACGUCAAGGGACACCUGUAGUGAUAAAGUGGUGAGACUAAGGUGGAACAUCAUGAGUGUGUCUCGGCUGUUGUUGCUGCUCGGGGUGCUUCUCUGCGUUGGGGCUCAGCUGUCCAGCGCCCAGCACUGGUCUCAUGGCUGGUACCCCGGAGGCAAGAGGGAGCUGGACUCCUUCACCACGUCAGAGACCUCAGAGGAGAUUAAGCUGUGUGAGGCCGGAGAAUGCACCUACUUGAGACCCCAGAGGAGAAGCAUACUGAGAAACAUUAUUUUGGAUGCCUUAGCCAGAGAGCUCCAGAAGAGGAAGUGACAGAUGUCCACUCUACACUGCUUUUCUACCUGUAGUGACCUUCUCCUUCUUCGGCGUCUUUGUCGUGAUGUGUAAAAAUGUUUUAUGUUGAUCGUCUGAUCUCAUAUUUAGGUUAUUUUCCAGCAUUACAUGGAUAACACCUGUGACGAACAAAUGUUGAAAUUGUAAUGUCCUAAAAUAAAGUAUUUAUUUUGAUAUGACCUUUUAUUAAUGUCCCAAACUGUCUCUGGUCUGUGUUGUGAAUAGAAUGUUGUUGUUGUUGUUAUUGAAGAAAAAGCAACAAUACUAA